UCCUGCGUUAGGCAGCGGGAUACAGCCCUGAGCUGAGCGCGCUGGGCGCCUGGAUUCAGCACCAAGGACAAAGCUCCGGCGUGAGAGCCCCAUGCACCGGGAUCCCACCAGGGACCAGCACCAUGGAGAGGAGACUGAACGUGACCCCGGAGGCGCUCAACAGGCUCCUGGAGGAGCACAACAUGACCAGGGAAGAGUUCAUUGCCGCCUACGGCCUCAAACCCCUCGUGUACAUCCCAGAGCUGCCUCCCAGUGCCAAGGUUGUCUUCCUGGUGAUCUACAUCAUCAUCUUCGCACUGGCUCUUCUGGGCAACAGCCUGGUGGUCUACAUCAUAAUCCGGAGGAAAGCCAUGAGAACAGCUACCAAUAUUUUCAUCUGCUCCCUGGCUUGCAGUGACCUGCUGGUCACUUUCUUCUGCAUCCCUUUCACUCUCCUGCAGAACGUCUCCUCAGAAUGGCUAGGUGGCCCCUUUGUGUGCAAGAUGGUCCCCUUCAUUCAGACCACCGCAGUUGUGGCCAGCACCCUUACCAUGACAUGCAUUGCUGUAGAGAGGUACCAAGGAAUAGUUCACCCACUGAAGAUGAAGAGACAGUACACAAACAAGAGAACCUACAAAAUGCUAGGAUUCGUGUGGACGAUUGCAGUCAUUGUUGGGUUGCCCAUGCUGUACGUUCAGACUCUGGAGGUGAAAUACGACUUUCUCUAUAAUAUUCAUCACGUCUGCUGCCUGGAGUCCUGGCAUAACAUUGAGCUGCGCCGAGCCUAUGCAAUCUUUAUCCUGGUGGCCUUGUUUCUGGUCCCACUCACUGCCAUGCUGAUGCUCUACUCCCGGAUAGGAUACGAGCUGUGGAUCAAGAAACGGAUUGGAGACUCUUCAGUGCUGAAUGCCCUGAGUCGCCACGAAAUGGCUAAAAUAACAAGGAAGAAGAAACGAGCCGUGAUGAUGAUGGUUAUUGUAGUGCUGUUCUUCGCUGCGUGCUGGGCACCUUUUCACGUUGUCCACAUGUUGUUUGAAUACAAUAACCUGGAGGAAAGCUACGAUGAUGUCACCGUAAAGAUAAUCUUUGCCAUCGUCCAAGCCGUUGGGUUCUUUAACUCUUUCAACAACCCCGUGGUCUACACUUUUAUGAACGAGAACUUCAAGAAGAGCUUUGUGGCUAUUCUCUUCUGCAGCUUGCGGAGCCCCGAGCCAGCCGACAAGCAGGAGAGCCAGCAGCUGGAAAGGACCAAAAUGGGACCCUCGAACUGUGGCAUCAGGAAGGAGGGCAGAAGCUUGCACAGCCACCUGAGUGCAGAGAACCUGGAACUGAGACUCUGUGAGCGGGUGCCGUCAGCGAAGCUGGAGUCAGUGCUUUCAGUGGCGGUCGUUACCUACCCCAUGGUGAGCGCCCAUAAGGAGAUACUGCCCACUGGACAGUCAGCGUGAUCGCACACUGUGCUUCAUGGACCAGAAUAACUUUGCUUUAGGGAGCAGUAUCCAGUAUGCAGCUCAAAGUAGUAUCCAGUUCAAUGAGAACCAGCAACACUGAGUGCUUUACUGUUUCCAGGGUUCUGUUUAGUCAUUGGUUUCUAUAUUUCACUCUAAUUUCUGGCUGCCCAACUCUCCAACUCAAAUGUAACCUGUGGAAUAUGGGACCAGGUAUGGACGGAUUUCAGAGGAUAAAAGGCUGCCAGUUUUCCAAAUGGAUGGGAAGAGAGGGAGGUAGAAUGUUCCUUUUUUAAUUAUUGUUGUUUUAUUCAUCUUCCUUCUUGAGCUGAUGGUUCCAUCCAAUCCCAAAGAAAUCAGGUUAAUUGGGGCUGGACCAACAAGGCUUUGAGCACCUUUGGCUCCUUGUCUUUAGUAGGUGUUGAAGGUGCUUUGCACCUUGCAGGAUCAGACACACACACCCGUAAAUUAGAAGCUGGAAAUGCAUGAACUAUGUAAACCUAGUUUUAGGAACCAUCUGCUCUCGCCUGACUCACAGACAUGGGGCUGGGGGUUAGCAUGCUCUAUGCAGAGGGCCUCUUUCAUGGACUUUGCUCAGGAGUACACGCUGCUAACAGCUGCCUGAGCUGACAAAACAAUGUUGCAUCCCAUGGAGCCUGCUGCUGCUCUCACACAGAUCUGACACCAGUGUGUGGAGCUGGGCAGGAAACAGUUUCUCCAGCCCAGGCGUGUUUCUGAGAUUUCGAAAUUUUUUCCCAUUCCGAAAAGUCAAAAUUUCCAAAAUUUUCACGAAUAAAAAAAAUCUAAAAAAAUUAAUAAAUUCAGAUUGGAACCGUUGAAAUAUUUUGUUGUGAUCAUUUUUCCCCUAACAAUAAAAAUACUUGAUGAUUUAGCUAAUAACAAAUUUAACUAAAAUUUCACACGCACAAAAAAAAGCCUUUUUGAACCAGAAAAUGAAAACUUUCCUUGUCAAAACAGGACUUUCCAACCAUUUUGGAAAUACAAUUCACAAAUGUUUUGAAAUGGGAGAUUCCUCAGCAGCGACCCUUUCCCGUGCACUGCUUCAGUUUUGACGAAUCAGCAUUGUCAAACAAAAAGGUUUUGGCUGAAAAUUCCUGACCAGCUCUACAGAUGUUGCCCCAUUGACUUCAGCGAAGUUACUUCUCAUUGCCACCAGGAUGAAAGCAGACUAAGGCCCCAUAAUUCUGAAUGCCCGUGAGGCUGUUCUGAAACAAUAGGGAAUGACCAGUUUGCCAUAUCAGCACAGACAUUCAUCAUGUGCCAGGAGGAAAGGCUGAUGUCUGUUUUAUACUGGAAGCUACUCUUCUAGUGCAUAUUGCUGCUGCACUUGCCUGCGUACUCUAAAGUCAAUAAUGUACCUGCCUCGCAUUGCUACAUAGUAAUUACUGGUUUGAGGUGGGUUUUAAGUGUAUUGAGAUCUUUUCCUUAUUGUGAACAUUCACUAGCAUCCAUGCCUCUUACUGUUGUAAAGCCUUUUCUUUCCAAUGAGAAGAAAAACUUGCUUUUGAAAUGCUACAUGGAAUUGGCCCCUGAAGUAAAAGUUUACACAUCUUUGAGGCUUUUUUUGUUUGUUUGUUUGUUAGGUCAAUUGUUAUUCUGGGUUCUA
This is a messenger RNA of Malaclemys terrapin pileata, 3054 nucleotides long. Its product is annotated as pyroglutamylated RF-amide peptide receptor-like. Bases 123 to 1427 code for a protein of 434 amino acids. Gene Ontology annotation, cellular component: membrane. Gene Ontology annotation, molecular function: neuropeptide Y receptor activity; peptide binding. The record is from RefSeq and is a predicted model, not a curated record. Lineage: Eukaryota; Metazoa; Chordata; Testudines; Emydidae. The transcript has 6 exons. Gene Ontology annotation, biological process: G protein-coupled receptor signaling pathway.